Molecule: messenger RNA, 2533 nt
Organism: Didymella exigua CBS 183.55
Lineage: Eukaryota; Fungi; Ascomycota; Dothideomycetes; Pleosporales; Didymellaceae
Exons: 3
Coding region: 465-2045 (526 amino acids)
Source: RefSeq, a predicted model, not a curated record
GGAAGAGAUUGUCUUUCUCCCGUGAACAUCACGAACUUUUCGCCGAACAGAACGUCCCGUCACGGCGCUUCUCGGGGACGAGGUCCCCUCUCUUACGAGAAUCAUAAGAGGUCCGACUGCCCCUCGACCCGGGCGCGAAAAUUAACAGCCAAUCUUGUGCGGACGACCCGAGGGACCGUGGACUUCAGCAGGAUUUUGGACGUCGAUGGCCUCACAUCGUAUCGGAAUUGGACGCUAGCCCGGAUUUGGUUAUAGCUGCUGCGUUGUCACUUCCUGCCCAGGAAGCGAACCGCUCAGCAUCUUCUGCCCACAUUUGUUUAACUCUUUUCCCCUCUCCUCCUCACGUUGACUCUACCAAAAUCGACCACACUCGCCACCAUCAGAACCGCUAUUACGACACAAGUUUCGUGCGGCAUAUCACCAAUCCUCAUCAAUAAUUAGAUCUAUCAGAGCCCUCGCUCAGGAUGACAAUUCGGAGCCCAGACGGAGCCUUUACCAGCGUAUCACUCUUCGACUCACCACCGGAGGCUGAUUUCUACAUCUCCAACAUCACUGAGUGGCGAAAGGAUAUUCCCACACCCGUUGGCUCUGGACAGGAUCUUUCCUUUUCUUCCGAUUUCCAGGACAUGCAAACUGAGCUGUUUGACUUCAAGGACACUGCCUCCCAGUGCAGCAUGGACAGCACAUAUCAGAGCCAGACUAGCGCAAGCCGGCGCGGAACCAAGAGACAACAGCCCUUCUCCCAGGAUAGCCAGAGCACAAUGGGUACCCACUUUGCUGGCAGCGACAUCUAUUCGCCAUCAAUGAGCUCUGACAGCCACAACGCCUUCAUGGAUAUGAACCAGAUGCAGCUCCCUGCUGCUUGGGAUGCCCAGAAUGGGUCUGGGGGAUUUGCUAACUACACUACUGGGCAGGACUUCUCCCUCUACCAAUCCUCGAACGUUGCACGACUUAACCCCACAUCCGCUGUUAACGUUUGGGGCCCCGUGGACUCCCAGUACCAGAACGCAUACAACUUCUCAUCCUACCCUACAGACUCGAUCGAGACGAUGUUCAGCACAGCAGCACCAGUUCAGCACCAGUGGGGCAACGUGCGCCCAACCCCCGUACGAGCCCCGUCGUCCUACACUGUACAUCAGGCAUCGCGACGGACUUCGUCCAACGAUGCUGGCUUCAACGCUUUCGUUGGUUCACCAACUAGCACAGCCAGCGUCCAGCUGCCUCAAGCUGUCGACCUUGAGCAGGCCCACUACAUCGAACAGAGGAACGGCACAGAGGAGAGCAAUUCCACCUCUCUUGCACCACAGUCCCUGAACGGACACGAGGAUGUCCAGUCGCCCACAGACGCGAUCGAGGCCAAGCUGGAAGAGGAGCGCACAAAGGUUGCCCGCAGCCACGCCCUAUACCAGCAAGGUCCUGACAAGGACGGCAAGUACCACUGCCCCGAGGAGGGCAGGCCCGGCUGCACCCACAAGCCUACACCUCUAAAGUGCAACUAUGACAAGUACGUCGACUCGCACUUGAAGCCAUUCCGUUGCAACAAGAAGACCUGCGUCGGCGUUCAGUUCUCCUCCACUGCCUGCUUGCUCCGUCACGAGCGCGAGGCCCACGGCAUGCAUGGACACGGUGCUAGGCCUCACCUCUGCCACUUCCAGGACUGCGAGCGUGCUGUCCCUGGACACGGAUUCCCUCGCCGCUACAAUCUCUUCGACCACAUGAAGCGUGUUCACCAGUUCGAGGGCCCGACUACCGAGCCUUCUCCACCUCUACAGGGCCAAGCCCCUCGCAAGCCUGUCUCCCGCAAGCGCAAGGCCUCUGCCGAAGACAUGCCUGAGAAACGCCCAAAGGUCAUCAAGCUCACUGCCGAGCAGCAGCUUCAGCAGCGUCGCGACCAGCUCGCACAGGACUUUGCCAGCAAGAAGCAGCAUAUCAUCGACUUCUUGACCAACCUCACUGGUCCCAACGAACUGUCCGACGACCUCAAGCUCAGCCAAGACGUCAUGGCACUACACGACAUCAGCACCAAGUUCAAGCACGGCGGCUGAAUGAAGCUCAGAUGCCUGUGGACUCUGGUCUGCUCGACGCCUGAGCAAGGUUUGUUUGCGCCCGGACUCCUCGACACUUCUUUCCCCACAGCCUGGCAUGUUUGUACCCUGCAUGCCUUGCUCUUUGCUGCGUUCUCCACAUGCCUGGAUGGAUCUCCCGCCCCAGCGGAUGUUGACUUCCCACAUGUAUGGAUGCCCUUCCCAGGAGGAUUACCCUGCCUACAGGAUUUGUCCCUGCCGUGGACUGGAUACCAUGGAUUGCCGGACCUGGACCGCUUGAGCGCUUUGCGCGACAGCAACCCCUACAGGUGUAGAGGGACAUAGCUCCUGCGCAUUGCAUCAGGAAUGGCAUGAGUGUAGACAUGGACGAUCCUAGAUUGAUCAAGUUGUAUUGAUGCUUACUGGAGUUUGUGGUCAUCUGCUAGUAUUGGAAUUAUUGGAGUUGGAAGCUAGGCCAGAUUGGUCGUUAAUGUAGAGUGCAAUCUGUG